AUGGAUAAUAUUAUUAUAUUAAAUAUAAAUAAUAAUAUAUUUAAUAAUAAUAUAAUAUUUAAAUAUAAAUAUAAUUUUUUUAUAAAAUUAUAUUUAAAUAAUUAUAUUAAAAUAUAUAAAUUAUUAGUUUAUAUUAUAAAAUAUUAUUAUUUAAAUAAUAUUUAUAAAUAUAAAAAUACAAAAAAUAGAAGUCUUAUUAAUUUUAGUAAAAAAAAAGUAAGAGUUCAAAAAGGUACUGGUAAAGCUAGAUUAAAGACUUUAUCUUCAACUGUAUGUAAACAAGGUGCUUGUACAUUUGGUCCUUUUUAUAGAAAUAAAAUUAUUAAAUAUAAUAAAUUUAUAUAUAAGUUAAUUUUUUUAUAUUUAUUAAUUAAUAAGCGUAGUAAUAUUUUAAUAAUUAAAUUCGAAUAUAUUUUAGGUUUAUUAUAUAUUUAUAAAAAUAUUAAAUUUAAUAAUAUAAAUGAAUUAAUUUAUAAAAUAUUAUAUUUAAAUGGGAUAUUAGUAAGUAAAAAUUAUAAGAUAUUUAAUUUAUAUGAAAUUAAUAAUAAAUAUAUUUUAUUAAAUUUAAUUUUAUAUAAUUAUAUUAUAUUAAUUGUAUAA
This is a messenger RNA of Plasmodium yoelii, 600 nucleotides long. NCBI's taxonomy places the organism in Eukaryota, Apicomplexa, Aconoidasida, Haemosporida, Plasmodiidae. The record is from the annotation of a RefSeq genome assembly.